This is a messenger RNA of Scleropages formosus (Asian bonytongue), 583 nucleotides long. RefSeq names its product piercer of microtubule wall 2 (gene pierce2). Lineage: Eukaryota; Metazoa; Chordata; Actinopteri; Osteoglossiformes; Osteoglossidae. Gene Ontology annotation, biological process: axoneme assembly. Bases 251 to 577 code for a protein of 108 amino acids. Gene Ontology annotation, cellular component: axonemal microtubule. The transcript has 4 exons. The record is from RefSeq and is a predicted model, not a curated record.
CAAAAACUCUGUUAUUAAUAUUAGGGGCUUUCUUUGCUCUUAGGCGGUCUUCGCUUGUUCUCUACAUUUCGGAUAAGAAAACACUUGAGGAAUUUGAGUCGGAGGAAUUCAGUCACAUUUUAAGAACAGUCACUGCACAACACUGAAAAAAAUGUACGUGCCGCUUCCUGUCUGCGAACAAGCCGUGUGUCAACCCGCACAUGGGAUCAGUAGGAGAGGUGAAAAGGAUUUGCCUUGAAAAUACGAGACAAUGUUGCGACCCACAGAGUGUACAAAUCCUGGCAACUCCGUUUUUUCAUGUCUCAUGAAUCCAGUCCCUACAUCUGCACCUGCAUCAACAUCUACGUCUGCAGCGGCUUCUACUAAACCACAGCACCUUUUCUUCAAGACAACAUCCAGCAACUACGGUCUCCUUCCUCCAACAUAUGAAUCUGCUCCCUGCACCUAUCACCCCCUGUCACAGGCAUUUUCUAGACACCUUGGAAAAUGUGGGAUGUAUCGUAACAACUCUUUCAACACAAGCCUGGAUAGAAGCAGAGUGUAUGACUACCCUAACUUACAGAACACACUCCAGUAACCACUG